UUAGACACAAAGACUUCUUAUAAAGACUCAGCUCCUGGUAGAUGCACGAACCUUGCUCUGGACUUGACGGGUGACACGACAGGACAGUGAGCUACAGUAUGUGAGGUUUGCUCUCUCCGUCAGAAGUCAUUUUUGUCCCAAGCGUGUAUCCGUACACGGAGCCGUCUAUUGGUCUUGGCGUGUAGUCCCUCAUGUUCUCAUCAUGAAUGUUGUUGAGCCGUAUGAACCCGUCCAGCACCACUGGUUCUACAACCAGCAGACGGACUCCAAAGACUCCUGGCAACCCUUCAGCAGAGAAGACUCCCAGCGGCUGGAGGAGGCGUACAGUCGAGUGGGUAAAAAAGAAAAGGAUGAAGUGGUAGUGGCUACAGAUGGAAGGAGGUAUGACGUCAGGCUACGUGAAAGGAAGCGUUACUCUGUGUAUUGGGAACAGAAGCCCGCCGAGGUCAGACGCUGCUCCUGGUUCCACAAAGGCAGCAAAGACUUGAACUACACUCCCUACAGUGAAGAUCUCAGUGAUUUCUUAGAGGAUGCCUAUAUGAUUGCGAUGACCCUGGACGAAUGGAAGCAGAAUGUGGAGCUCCCAACAGGGGACACUGUGAUCCUUCACAAUCCAAAGCUCAUGAUGCAGUAUCCCAGCAGCUGCAAAGAGUUCCCCCCUUCCCCGAAUGAACGAACUCAACCCAGGACACUAAAGAGAGGAACUGAGAAUAUUCCAGUUGAGAUACCAGAGGGAGAACCAGAGAUGGUAGACCACCUGGUGUUCAUGGUUCAUGGUAUCGGUCCGGCCUGUGACAUACGUCUCCGUGGCAUUGUCCAGUGCGUGAAUGAAUUUCGAAACGCUUCCAACGGCCUCCUAAAGAGCCACUUCAGGCAGAGUGAGGGCUCGUGCAUUAUUGGAAGGGUUGAGUACCUUCCAGUCAACUGGCACAAAGUCUUGCAUGGAGAAACUAUAGGAGUUGACAAAGACAUUGAGAGAAUCACUCUGCCUAGCAUUAGCCGCCUGCGUCAGUUCAGCAACGAUACAGUGCUGGACCUUUUCUUCUACAACAGCGCUACGUACUGCCAGACCAUUGUGGAUACAGUGGCCUCCGAGAUCAACCGUUUGCACAGCCUCUUCCUCCAGAGACAUCCAGACUUCACAGGACACGCUUCACUGGUUGGACACAGCCUUGGCUCAUUGAUCCUGUUUGAUCUCCUGACCAAUCAAGAGACUGAUGCAGAUGGCACACCUCAUGAGCUCGGUGAGGACGCUCAUGUAGACCCAGGCUGCGGCUCCUAUGAGAGUCUGGAGGAGGUGCUGAAGGGCCAUGGGUUAGAGGAGCACCUCAAUACACUGCAUAGAGAACAAAUGGAUAUGGAGUCCUUGAUGCUUUGUUCAGAGAAGGACCUAAAAGAUAUCGGAAUACCUCUGGGUCCUCGCAAGAAAAUGAUGAACUGUGUGAAGAAAUGGAAGCACUCUAGAUCUGGAAGUGGACAUGCAGCCCAAAAUGAGACACACUCCCCAAGCCUAGGGAUGAGAAAUGAACAUCACAUCCCCACCACUAGUGCGGUUGAUUAUCAGCAUUUUGAUGUUGGCAUUGGACAAGUAUCCAUCGAUUAUCCUCAGUUAGCCUUUCAUCCGCAGGCGUUCUUUGCCAUGGGUUCACCCAUAGGAAUGUUUUUAAUUGUUAGAGGUCUGAAGAGGAUAGAUCCAAAUUACAGCUUCCCAACCUGCAAGAGUUUUUACAACAUCUUCCAUCCAUUUGACCCAGUGGCGUAUCGAAUUGAGCCCAUGAUUUUGUCUCAAGACAUGGACAUGCCCCCCAUGUUGAUACCCCAUCAUAAAGGCAGAAAAAGGAUGCACCUCGAACUCAAAGAAGGUUUGACUCGAGUCAGUUCUGAUCUCAUGGGAUCACUACGAAUGGUUUGGCAGAGCAUUUCUCAGGUCCCAGCGCCAGCGCUCGCAGAGGGUGGAAUCCGCUCCAUGACCCCUACAGAUGAAGCAGAAGUGUCACCAAUGGAGCAGGAGGAAAGAAACUUCCCCAAGGUGGGGACGUUGAAUCGUGGGCGCCGUAUUGACUUUGUCCUCCAGGAGACACCGAUUGAAAGUUUCAAUGAGUACCUGUUUGCCAUACAGAGCCAUUUGUGCUACUGGGAGUCUGAAGAUACUGCUCUGUUGGUUCUGAGAGAGAUUUAUGGAAAUAUCCCAGCGAGAAACACUCAUUUAUGAAUGUUAUAUACCUUUCGUACUGUACAAUUACCUUUAAAACCAGGCCACAGUGAGUUGGUUCGCUCCUCACAUUUUAACCAGCCAGCCAGCCAAUAAACUACCUAAAAAAA
This is a messenger RNA of Carassius carassius (crucian carp), 2322 nucleotides long. RefSeq names its product DDHD domain containing 2 (gene ddhd2). The record is from RefSeq and is a predicted model, not a curated record. Gene Ontology annotation, molecular function: protein binding; metal ion binding; triacylglycerol lipase activity. The transcript is spliced from 17 exons. NCBI's taxonomy places the organism in Eukaryota, Metazoa, Chordata, Actinopteri, Cypriniformes, Cyprinidae. Gene Ontology annotation, cellular component: COPII-coated ER to Golgi transport vesicle. The coding region runs from base 203 to 2212 and encodes 669 amino acids.